GAGUGGGAGGGAGGAGAAAGAAGGAGGAGAGACUGGGAAUGAGUUGGAGGCAGACACAGCCUCGGCGCGCAGAUCUACCCUGCCGGGGACGGACAGAAGGGGGGAGGAGGAGGAGGAAAGAGACUUCAUCUGCUCAGCAUAAGGCAAGCCCACCUCCUGGCGCUUCAGGGGCGAGAUGUAGGGCACGGAGGAAAGUUUGCCUGACAGCUCAAAGAACACAGAACACAAGGGAAGACCACCACUGGCUGAAUUUGAAACGAAGGACCAUGCAAAAGCCAAUGAUGCUGUCUGAACACAGGAUUAGAACUAGAUUUUGAAGGGAAAAAUAACAUCUGUAUGGAAUGACUGCUUUCCUUUAAAUGGACACCAUGGCAAUAGUUCUCUGGCAGGACGGCUGAGGCACCAGAUCUGCAUUUACCAUUCAAGCUCAACAUAUCCCUUUUACCUGGGACUCAGAGAACCUGGUAACAAGUGGGAGUAGGUACAUGCCAAAUGCAGGAUUGUGGGGAAGAAAUUGACAUUGACAAGCUAAGAUGGAAGUAACUUGACAGCUUCAAACCUAGAAGUUUCAUCUGGAAAGGACAGCUUAAGACUGGAUCACAAGCUUUACUGGGAGAGCAGUAUGCAGGAAGCUGGCUUUCAGGCCACAAAUGCUUUCACAGAGUGCAAAUUCACCUGCACCAGUGGCAAAUGCUUGUAUCUUGGCUCACUGGUCUGUAACCAACAAAAUGAUUGUGGGGACAAUAGUGAUGAAGAGAACUGCCUACUUGUAACAGAGCAUCCGCCUCCAAGCAUCUUCAGCUCGGAACUAGAGUUCAUUCAGAUCAUCAUCAUCAUCGUGGUGAUAACUGUUAUGGUAGUAGUGAUAAUCUGCUUGUUGAACCAUUACAAAGUAUCAACACGGUCCUUCAUCAGUCGGCAGAGCCAAAGUAGGAGGCAAGAAGAAUCAUUACAACCAGAAGGGUGUUUGUGGCCUUCAGACAACUCUUCUGCACGUCAGGGAGCUUCAGAGAUCAUGUAUGCCCCACGGUCCAGAGACAGGUUUACUGCCCCAUCCUUUAUGCAGAGGGAACAUUUCAGUCGCUUCCAGCCAACUUAUCCAUACAUGCAGCAUGAGAUUGAUCUGCCUCCUACCAUCUCUCUUUCCGAUGGUGAAGAGCCACCACCAUACCAAGGGCCAUGCACUCUGCAGCUUCGGGACCCAGAACAACAGAUGGAACUCAACCGAGAAUCUGUUAGGGCACCACCCAAUAGGACUAUAUUUGACAGCGACUUGAUAGACAUUUCAAUGUACAAUGCGGGCCCUUGCCCACCAAGCAGCAAUUCGGGCAUAAGUGCAACCAAUUAUAGCAGUAAUGGAAGGAUGGAAGGACCACCCCCGACUUACAGUGAGGUCAUGGGGCAUUAUCCCGGUUCCUCUUUUUUCCAUCACCAGCAGAGCAAUGCACCUCCUUCAUCACAGAGGGGAAGCAGACUUCAGUCUCAACAGAACAAUUCAGAGAGCACAAUUGUCCCUGUUAAAGGCAAAGACAGGAAACCGGGUAACCUUGUCUAGGUUUCUUUUCCAUGAGCACUUGAAGAGAGACAGGAGAAUCAAAUGGGAGCAUGAUGGAAGGUUCAGUGCUCCUAUGCACAAUAUUAUUAAGUUUCAUGUGAUACAGUUUAGUAAAACCAAACACGUAAAACUGUUUUUAGUUUCUGAUUCCUGUUGGGGGAAUUGCAUGAAAAGUGGUUUGAAAUAAUUACAACCUUCCAUUCAGUUUGGCCACGAACAGUGUUUUUGGGAAAAAUAUAUUUUUUUUAAUAAACUAUUUGAAUUAUUUAAUUCUAAGAGAUAACUUAGCACAGAAAUAUGGCGUGUACAGCCUGUUUUAUAUUAAGCAAAUGGCUAAAAGAAGAGAAAGAUUUACUAGGUUAAUGGGGGCAAAAUUGGCCAGUUUGCUUUUCCCUCCCCAGCCCUGAAUGUGGAAUUUUUUAUAUGACUCAGCAUUUCUGUUUUGUGUGCCAAGGUAUAAAGUUUAAAAACCCACAAAAACUAGAUGAAUUCAAGAGGUUAAUUUGUGUUGUGAUACAAGUGUGUUAAAUUUGCACUAUCUUUUAAUGUUUUUAAAGUAUAUAUAUAUGAGGGAACUGUUUAACAUGAAGUUCUUCUGUAUGUUGUCUUUUCACCUGUGGAAUGACGAUUCCAGAGCAACCUUCUUCAGGACUUUGCCCAGCCCUCUAUUAAUCAUCAUUGGUAUGAGACUAUUGAAUUUAAUCUAAUAUUUACUAUUUUACAUACAAUUAAGUAAAUGACAGAGGACUUUAACAUGUUACCUUUGCAAUAAUUUGCAUUCAAGUAGCAGUGCAUCAGCAAGAUGUAUUGCAGAGUUAUGGCUGGUAGAAAGGAACUGUGAAAUUAUGGAAGUCACCUUCCAGAGAUGGUUUUAGCUAUAAGCCAUUUGUUUAAGUAGAAGCAGAUGGAAAUGGCAGAUACAUUACUUUUUGUACUUAUAACAAACUCUUACUGCUUGUUUCCUUUCUCUCUUUUUUAACAAUGCUGUGUCAGCAGAUUUUUAUCUCCACUGUAGCCCAUUAAAAAUUCGGUCAUAUAACAUGACAUUCUACAAUAAAUGGUAUUAAAAUGCAA
Heteronotia binoei (common prickly gecko) is the source of this 2629-nucleotide messenger RNA. It is a transcript of the gene LDLRAD4, whose product is annotated as low density lipoprotein receptor class A domain containing 4. Gene Ontology annotation, cellular component: early endosome membrane; Golgi membrane. Gene Ontology annotation, biological process: negative regulation of transforming growth factor beta receptor signaling pathway. The record is from RefSeq and is a predicted model, not a curated record. Bases 623 to 1555 code for a protein of 310 amino acids. The transcript has 6 exons. Gene Ontology annotation, molecular function: R-SMAD binding. NCBI's taxonomy places the organism in Eukaryota, Metazoa, Chordata, Lepidosauria, Squamata, Gekkonidae.